Messenger RNA from Scomber japonicus (chub mackerel), 3762 nucleotides. It is a transcript of the gene adamts18, whose product is annotated as ADAM metallopeptidase with thrombospondin type 1 motif, 18. Gene Ontology annotation, molecular function: metalloendopeptidase activity. Gene Ontology annotation, biological process: proteolysis; extracellular matrix organization. Lineage: Eukaryota; Metazoa; Chordata; Actinopteri; Scombriformes; Scombridae. Gene Ontology annotation, cellular component: extracellular matrix. Bases 1 to 3762 code for a protein of 1253 amino acids. The record is from RefSeq and is a predicted model, not a curated record. The transcript is spliced from 24 exons.
AUGGAUUGCUUUUUUCUUCUGAUAUGGACUUUACCCAUCCCGCUGGUCGGCUGCACCUCAGUCAAGCUCCUCUCCACUCUCUUGUCCUGGAAUAUUAUCAAGACUCUGCACAUUUACUGCUCACACUCCUCCCACACCGUUUCGGCCAGCUAUUCUUCCAGCAGCAGCCACGGAUUAAAUCAUGACUAUGUGUUUGUAACCCCGGUGGAGGUGGACGCUGAGGGAGGAUACCUGACCCAUGAUGUGACCCGACGAGGCCAUCGCAGCAAGAGGUCCCUCUCUUCGUCUUUGCACUACCGGCUCUCUGCCUUCGGGCGAGACAUGCACCUUGACCUGCGUCCGUCCUCUGUGGUCGGCCCAGGGUUCACUGUGCAGACUCUGGGCUCGGAUGGAGUCGCCAAGGUGAUCGAAGAUGCGGGGUUUGACAACUGCCUGUAUCAGGGAUUUAUCCGCAACCUGUCGGCCUCCUCAGCAGCCAUAUCGACCUGUUCAGGGCUGUCAGGUUUGAUCCGUGUGUCUCAGGAGGAGUAUUUGAUUGCACCGCUACCACAGCACCUGGCCACGCAACACAACUACAGUGCCCCCGAUAGUCACCACCCGCAUGUAGUCUACAAACGCUCAGCGGAACACAUUGUCCACAGCAGAUCUGGCAACCCAUCUAGCCACAGUUCUUCCACACUUGUCAACCCAUAUCUCCAUCAUCAUCAUCAUCAUCAGCAACAGCAGCAUCACCAUGACUACCAACAUGGAAAGCUACAGAGGCAACACUACUGCGGACGCCGCAAGCAAUACGCUCCCAAGCCUCCUGCUGAGGACAGUUUCACCAUGCCGGAUGAGUUUGCGAUGCCCGAGGCAGAAGGGCCAGGAAGGGCAAAGAGAUCGCCCAUCAACUCCAACAGGGUGGGAGGUCUGAAUGUGGAGACCCUGGUGGUGGCAGACAGGAAGAUGUUGGAGAAACACGGCAGAGACAACGUCACCACCUAUGUCCUCACCGUCAUGAAUAUGGUCUCCAGUCUUUUCAAAGAUGGCACCAUUGGGACGGACAUCAACAUAGUGGUGGUUAGCCUGCUACUGCUGGAACAGGAUCCUCUGGGCUUGACUAUAAAUCACCAUGCAGACCAGUCCCUCAAUAGUUUCUGUCAGUGGCAGUCAGGUUUGGUGGGGAAAGGUGGUAAACGGCACGACCAUGCUGUUCUUCUCACCGGGCUAGACAUCUGCUCCUGGAAGAACGAACCCUGUGACACGCUGGGUUUUGCUCCCAUCAGCGGCAUGUGCAGUAAAUACAGGAGUUGUACCAUCAAUGAGGACACAGGACUGGGUUUGGCUUUCACCAUCGCUCAUGAGUCUGGACACAAUUUUGGAAUGAUUCAUGAUGGGGAGGGGAACCCUUGUCGCAAAACAGAGGGCAACAUAAUGUCUCCCACUCUGGCUGGAAACAACGGGGUCUUCUCCUGGUCCACCUGCAGUCGUCAGUACCUCAGCCGCUUCCUUGGAACAGCCCAGGCAUCCUGCCUGGUGGACGAGCCCAAGCAGAUCGGUCAGUACAAGUACCCCGAACAGCUUCCUGGGCAGCUGUACGACGCAGACACACAGUGCAAGUGGCAGUUUGGCUCCAAAGCCAAACUGUGCAGCCUUGAUUUUGUCAAGGACAUCUGCAAGUCGCUGUGGUGUCACCGCACAGGUCACCGGUGUGAGACCAAGUUCAUGCCCGCUGCAGAAGGCACCAACUGUGGUCCUGACAUGUGGUGUCGGAGGGGUCAGUGUGUUAAAUAUGGGGAGCACGGUCCCAGAGCUGUCCACGGCCAGUGGUCAGCCUGGUCCCAAUGGUCCGAUUGCUCCAGAACCUGCGGAGGAGGGGUCAUGCACAGGGAGCGCUCCUGCACCAGCCCGAGGCCACAGAACAAUGGUAAAUUUUGCUCGGGCUCCAGCCGUCUCAACCAGCUGUGCAAUAACAGGCCGUGCCCCCUCAAUGCAGUGGACUUCAGGGCCCAGCAAUGUGCUGAGUACAACAGCAAGCCCUUCCGAGGAUGGUACUACAAGUGGAAGCCCUACACCAAAGUGGACGAUGAAGACAUCUGUAAGUUGUACUGCAUUGCAGAGGACUUUGACUUCUUCUUCGCCAUGUCCAGCAAGGUCAAAGAUGGCACCUCUUGCUCUGACCACAAAGGAGACAUCUGCAUUGACGGAGUGUGCGAGACUGUGGGCUGUGACCAGAUUCUGGGUUCUAAGGCCUCUCUGGAUGCCUGUGGAGUCUGUAAGGGAGACAACUCUACUUGCAAGUUCUUCAAGGGACAAUACUCCCUUCAGCACAGGGCUAACGAGUAUUACUCCAUGGUAACAGUCCCAGUUGGUGCACGUAGCAUUCGCGUUCAAGAAAUGGAGGUCUCCACCAGCUACCUGGCAGUUCGCUCCUUGAAGAGGAAGUACUACCUGACUGGGGACUGGACAGUGGACUGGCCGGGGAAGUUUCACUUUGGUGGGACUGUGUUCGACUACCAGCGUUCUUUCAACAAGCCGGAGAGCCUGUAUGCCGCUGGACCUACUAAUGAGACGCUGGUGUUUGAAAUCCUCCUGCAGGGAAAGAACCCGGGUGUGGUGUGGGAGUACACGCUGCCUCGCACUGAGAGGAAACCCGACUACAGCUGGGGUGUGGUGCGAUCUGACUGCUCUGCUCCAUGUGCUGGAGGUCGUAUUUCCACUAAGGCUAUCUGUCUGCAGGACCAGAAGUUGCAGGUCAACUCCACCAUGUGUAAUCCCCACACCAGACCAACGCUGGGCUCCCAUCUCUGCAACACUCAGCCCUGCCCUGCAUAUUGGGCGACAGGAGACUGGGGGUCUUGCAGCCGGACGUGUGGAGGAGGUCAGCAGACGAGGACGCUGCGCUGCCUGAGGAAGGUGACCUACCAGAGGGAAGAGGUGGUGGCGCACUCCCUCUGUCCCGUCAUCUCUCCAGCUCAGGUCCAGCCCUGCCACACCCAGGCCUGCCCUCCCGAGUGGAGCACCGGAUCCUGGUCACAGUGCUCGAAGACCUGUGGCCGUGGAAUGAGGAAGCGAAGCGUGUUUUGCCGCAGCACUGAUCCCGGGGCCAAAGCUGUGGUGGUGCCCGACAGCAUGUGUAGACAGCACCACAAACCCAAAGCCCAAGAGACCUGCGUCCUGCGGCGCUGUCCCAAGAACGAAAGGCUGCAGUGGAUCCCCACUUCCUGGGGAGAGUGCUCCAGGUCUUGUGGCUCAGGCAUCCAGAAGAGAGAGCUUCGCUGCGGGGAGAGAGACUUACAGGGAGGGUAUGUGGAGUUCCCUAUACGGAGGUGCAGGAAUAUGGCCAAACCUUUGGUGGACCUCCAGCAGUCCUGCAACCAAAGUCCGUGUGUGGAGGUCCCCCGAGUCCUCCCUGGUCGGACCACCUCUAACGCCGUGGUCUUAGGCUGGUACUCGUCUCCUUGGCAACAGUGCUCCGUGUCCUGUGGCGGAGGGGUCCAGACUCGGUCCAUCCAGUGUCUCCGGCAAGGUCGCCCUGCAGCUGGCUGCCUGCCCCACCAUAGGCCCGUCACCUCCAGGGCGUGCAAUACACACUUCUGCCCCGCUGCUCCUCCGGCUCUAGCACCACACCCCGGCCGGGUCACAGCUGCUGGGCCUACAGCGAAAGGUGAACAAUGUGUGGAUCAUUUCAGCUGGUGCCACUUGGUUCCCCAGCACGGCGUUUGUAACCACAAGUUCUAUGGACAGCAGUGCUGCAAGUCGUGCUCCAGCAAGAGGCCAUAG